Acanthosepion pharaonis is the source of this 1527-nucleotide messenger RNA. Lineage: Eukaryota; Metazoa; Mollusca; Cephalopoda; Sepiida; Sepiidae. The record is from the annotation of a GenBank genome assembly.
AUGAUGGACAUUGAGGAGACGCCGUCGGUUGCCCAGUACUAUGAAGGGAAAUGUAUGUUUGUCACUGGGGCAACAGGCUUUAUCGGGAAAGUCCUCAUCGAGAAACUUCUGCGCUGCUGCCCAAAUAUCCGCUCUAUUUACCUUCUUAUGAGGCCCAAAAAAGGACAGACCAUUGAACAACGACUUGAAGACAUGGUACAGAACAGGCUUUUUGAUAAAUUACGGAAAGAACGUCCAAACUUUGAGGAUGUCUUACGGCCAGUGCAGGGAGAUAUAAUGGCAGAUAAGCUUGGUGUCAGCGAACAUGACAGUCAACUGCUGGCAGAGGAGGUUGAGAUAGUAUUUCACAGUGCAGCAACUAUCCGGUUCGAUGAACACAUCAGGAAUACGUCAGAAAAUAUGAAAAUGUUCCUCUUUUUUUUCUUUUGGUCUUUCUUUUUUUUUUUUUUUUCUGUCUUUUUUCCUGUCAUUCUUCAUUUUGUUUUCUUCCUUCUGUCUAUCUUUUCCUUCAUUUUGUUUUCUUCCUUCUGUCUAUCUUUUCCUUCAUUUUGUUUUCUUCCUUCUGUCUAUCUUUUCCUUCAUUUUGUUUUCUUCCUUCUGUCUAUCUUUUCCUUCAUUUUGUUUUCUUCCUUCUGUCUAUCUUUUUCCUUCAUUUUGUUUUCUUCCUUCUGUCUAUCUUUUCCUUCAUUUUGUUUUCUUCCUUCUGUCUAUCAUUUGUUUUUUUUCCUUCAUUUUGUUUUCUUCCUUCUGUCUAUCUUUUCUUUCAUUUUGUUUUCUUCCUUCUGUCUAUCUUUUUCCUUCAUUUUGUUUUCUUCCUUCUGUCUAUCUUUUCCUUCAUUUUGUUUUCUUCCUUCUGUCUAUCUUUUUCCUUCAUUUUGUUUUCUUCCUUCUGUCUAUCUUUUCCUUCAUUUUGUUUUCUUCCUUCUGUCUAUCUUUUCCUUCAUUUUGUUUUCUUCCUUCUGUCUAUAUCUUUUCCUUCAUUUUGUUUUCUUCCUUCUGUCUAUCUUUUCCUUCAUUUUGUUUUCUUCCUUCUGUCUAUCAUUUUUUUUUCCUUCAUUUUUUUUUUCUUCCUUCUGUCUAUCUUUUCCUUCAUUUUGUUUUCUUCCUUCUGUCUAUCUUUUCCUUCAUUUUGUUUUCUUCCUUCUGUCUAUCUUUUCCUUCAUUUUGUUUUCUUCCUUCUGUCUAUCUUUUCCUUCAUUUUGUUUUCUUCAGUUUUUAUUACUUUCAGUAUUUCUUUCUGACAGUGUUUUUUAUUUCUUUUACUCACUCUUUUUUUUCUUCUUUCAGUUUGUGAUUCUAUUUGUUUGCUUCUUUUUUCUCUCUCUCUUUUGCUCCUUCUUUCUCGCACAUCUUUCUUUCUUGCCCCCCUCUCUUUUGUUCCUCCAUUCUUGCCCCCCUCUCUUUUCUUCCUUCCUUCUUGCCCCCUCUCUUUUGUCCCGUCCUUCUCGCACCUCCCUCUCUUUUGUCCCGUCCUUCUCACACCUCCCUCUCUUUUGUUCCUUCAUUCUCACACCUCCCUCUCUCUAA